Phytomonas sp. Hart1 is the source of this 4275-nucleotide messenger RNA. The record is from the annotation of a GenBank genome assembly. NCBI's taxonomy places the organism in Eukaryota, Euglenozoa, Kinetoplastea, Trypanosomatida, Trypanosomatidae.
AUGUCUCACAAGGUGCGCAGGAGCGCGAAAGGCGCCUUGCCAAACGGUACGCGCGCUCGAUCGAACCGUUCCCGCAGUCUAUCGCAUGAGAGGCGGCCCUUUGUGAAAUGGCAUUCCCAAUUUACCACUCGCCGAGGCACCAACGCGGAUGUUUACACCCCUCCCCACUCGAGUGUGAUGAAGAGGGGAAAUGAUCAGGAGACGACCAUCGUCGAUGAGGUCUCCGCCAACAGCCGCCCACGCUUUAGUUAUCAGACCAACGAUUUUAGUUCGAUGCCUUCCCGUUCGCCGGAGUCGUGUCAUCUUCACAGGGAGAUUUUCGCAGGCAAGGAUCUCGGGCACGGCGACGAUCGCCGCGGGUUUCGCGCGAUCUCGACCAGCCCUCACCGCCAUCGUGAUGUGAAUUCCCCUCACAAGGCCUCCUAUCAUCGGAUUCGAUCUCGCGAACGGGUGAGAAGCCGCUCAAGCCCCUCAAACUCGCCGGAUUUUCAUCUAAGACGCUCCAGGGGAAGGUCAUCAAGCCGCGAUCCUUCGAGAAGCCUGGGAAAGGUACGAUAUCGACAACACCGAAGCGCCUCACGGGGUAAAAGCACUUCGGGGCGGGGUGUAAAACACGCCUCAAGUGCGCAACGGCCCGUUGUCCCGUGCAGUCGCGCGAGGCGAUCGUGGAGUGUUUCGCCGCCCAAAGUCGCCACUUCGGAACCCUUUUCCCCUCGCCAAAGCAAACCCACGGGCGUGCAUUUUAACGUUCACGUCGAUCGCGUUCGGGGGGCCCUUCGCAAUAUUCCCGCGCCGCCCUCGAGAUCAUUACGGCUUUAUGUGGUUCUCCGCACCAGCGAAAAGCGCGCGCGUACGGACGUGCUUAAGGUGCCGAAUACCCAUCUCGGCGACGACCUCCCGUUCAAUUCCACGUUUCGCUUCCCGUCCUUCCACCCCGAUCGCGAUUUUCUUUCGCUGACUCUCAUGGCAGCCUCGGCGAGUCCCGAUUUGGGCCCUCGGAUGAUUGCGAAGUGCCGUCUUGCACUGCCCCCUCCCCCGGGCUGCCCUUUUCGCGAGGUCGAGGCCGUUUUAGUCCGCCACCCCGGCCGGCCCACGGCGUACGAGUCCGGGGCGGUCGAUCUUCGCAUUUCCUUUGACGGCCCCGGGCCUUUACCCUCCGCCUCCGCCUCUUCGCCCGUUUUUUCCCCCUCCGCGGGGGAUUUUUCGCGCGAGCGGGCCGCCGUGCGGGAUGUUCUCUGCCGCUACGCCCCCGAUCGCCUCCAUCGCCUGGACUUUUACGUCGGGGGGAUUUUGAAAAGCGCCGGCGCGGGGGGGGAAGGCCCAACAAAAAAGGGACUUCGCGCGGCAUUUGCGGAAUGGCGGCGGGAACUUCUGGGGCGUUCGCGCCAAAAGGAGGCCACAGGGGGGGAUUGGCGCCUGGUGGUGCGGGAGGUGAGGGGGUUGAGCAGGCCGGAGGGGGGGCCGUUGGGAAUCGGCGGAUGCCGCCUGGUGGUGCGUCCGCGCGGGGCCGCAGGGGUGGCAAAGUGCAGUAAAAUGGUGCGUUAUCACCGCCAGGCGGUCUUUAAUUGGGCGUUUCAAGUUGAUUUUGCACAGUCCCCGCACGAGGGGCUCACGAUCGAGGUCUUUUCGGGCACCCAAAAGCUCUCCGAGCUGGAGGUGGGGCUUUUUAACCUUCAGGCGGGGGUCACGAAGGAGGUUAGCGGGGUUUUAGUAUGCGUGGCGGGGAGUAAGCAUGCGGCUCAUGGUGGAGAGAUUAGCUUUACGCUACGCGCAGAAAAUUACACCUCGGCUCUCCUGUUAAGCUCUGGACAGGAAAGGCGGCUUCGGGAGCGGGUUUUAGGCUUUCUUUGGUGUUAUAGACGCACGGAAUUACAUCGUCUGGAGGUAAUUCUGGCAGAAAUGAAGAAUCCCGAGAAAGAAAUGCGGGAGUGGGAGCGUAUUUACGGUCCCGAGCCGCUGCCGAGCCAUCUUUCGAUGUGCUUAUGUCACUGCCGAAAUAUUUUCCCCGCCGGGGUAUCUGAUUUAGCGGAUUUUUCCGAAAUUUUAGGGGGUCCAAGGAAACUUUAUGCGUGGGUUUCCGCCGGCCCUACUACCACGCGAACGGAGUUUGCCUUGAGUUCAAAUGGGUGUCUAAGCUUCAUGACAUCCUUGGAUUUUACUUUAUAUUUUCCCGAACGCGAGGUAGUGAAGCUUUUGCUGAUCGAGGAGAUUGGGUUUUGUGAUCGGGAGGUGAGUCGUGUGGAGUUUGGGUUGUCUGCCCUGUAUAAAGGCGCUACCACACUGCGGUGUUUGCAUCUUGUGGCUCACGCAAGGACGAGCGCCGCUUUUGUGAGGGGGGAGAUCGAUCUCGAAUUAACUGCUCAAGAUUUUGAUAUUCCAGCCGGAAAGGUCACCGAUGGAGCGGCGGAGAGGUCUUUUUUCGAUCGAAUGGAGGCCGCCAUCUGGCGAAGUGCCCCGGAGGAUCUUCAUCGAGUAGCAUUGAUCGUAGAUCGCACGCCCGCUUACCGGCGCGAAGCGUUUUUAUCGGAAAUUUUAGCACUACCGACGAUCAACCUCACCACAGCCCCGAUGACGCUGCAGAUUGUAGGGAUGAAAGACUACCCCUUCCAGACCGAUGACUACCUCAAAGUCUAUCUGAACGACCGGUUAAUCCUUCGCACGCGCACCUACCGGGGCACCCCGCACUUCCGCUUUGACGUUGAUGACCCGAACGAGACGACGGUGCGGCUGAGUUGCGCCCGCGAGGCGGUGCUGCGCUUUGAAGUGAAGCGGCGCCACCGCCUCGGUGCCGAUCCCACCCUCGCGCGGGGGGGCCUCGCCCUGGCGACGAUGGGCCGCGGGAGGCCCAACCCGGUCUGGCUACGCCUGUGGGACACGUCCUGUCCCGAACGGGCUGGAAGUCCCACGCCGUUGCAACAGCCCGGGCCCUGUCCCACAGGAAAGGCCUUUCCGUUACACGGGGAACGCCCCAGCACAACCCCGGGAGGGGCCGGGUUGGGCGGGUUCGCCGGCUAUCUCGGGAUGAGGGUGGAAUCGGUCGCCUUUCCCGUUCCCACAGGGGAGGAUUCGACGGCCUGCGCGAUUGCGCACGACGUGGAGACUCUUUUGCGGAAGUUUUGCCCGCAGUGUCUGCCCCACGCGGCGGUCUUGAUUUCGCGAUGUUGGGAUGCGUACGCGGCGCAUUGGGAGCUGCGGGCUCGGCUUUUCCGUGGUGGGGUGGGCCUGACGGUGUUUUUGACAGUGGAGGGGGUGGAAGGGGUUGGGGGUGCGGGCGAGGAAGUCCUCGUUAAUGUCGAUAUCGCAGGGGAUAAACAGUGGACGCGGAGGGGCGGUGGGGACGACCCGAAUUUGGUUGACGCGCAUUCGCGCUGGGGUUAUCCACCGAUUCGACUGGAUCUUCCCAAUCCAGAGGCCUUGGAGGGGGUGGAUAUAGACACGCCAAGGAACCGUUUACGUUCUUUUCACGCGCCGCUGGAGCUGAGGCUUUUGCGUCUCCGGGAUAAAAGGACCUCUUUGACGGGGAUUCAGGAUUUCCAGCAUUCCAGAGCCGCUUUGCCUCGGCGGGACCCUUUUGGGGCCGCGUUUGACGCCACAAAUGGAAGGGAAUCCUCUCCCGUACCUCACCGUCCUUCUACCGCCACGCAUUCGCAGUCAGGGAAUAAAAACCAUAUUUCGACUUACUUAGACGAUCCGAUUUCGUUCCUGGUCGCCAGCGAGAUUCGAGGCUGGCAGUCGGGAGCGACGGGAUCUUCCCUUUCUUAUCGCAAACCCAGAAACGAUUCGCGCUCGUUAGCGAAUUCCUAUCACGCCUCUUUGAAGCCACUAGUCUCAUCAUCUGCCGAGGUGGAUGAGAUUGGUCUGGUAAAGUUAUCACUGCGUGCGCUUCUUUCCCGUCCUCCUCAGCAUCUUAACGACUCGGUGCGAGUUCCCGUGAUUUCCUCUUCUUUUUCUUCUUCAAGGGCAAGUCCUUCUCGCUCGACAGCUUUGUCUUCUACCUAUCAUGAGAACUGUGUGGUGGGGUUUAUUACCUUUCGUUUAUCACUGCCUGCGUUUGAAGUUGUCCCGGCGUGGAUAAAGCUCGAUGGAUGGAAUAUUCCUAACAAUCAUUAUCAUCGGACGGAGGGGGUGAAUCUCGCACGAGCGUUUGAUGACAAGCGUCAUAUUAGUGCUUACCUAAACAAUCAUUCUCCUACGGAUUUGGUGGAUUUCCACUACAAAUUUUACGAGCACAAGGACAAUCCCGUUCGUUCAAGGAGUUCUGUUAGUCACGUUUGA